Messenger RNA from Quercus robur (English oak), 987 nucleotides. RefSeq lists its product as uncharacterized. The record is from RefSeq and is a predicted model, not a curated record. NCBI's taxonomy places the organism in Eukaryota, Viridiplantae, Streptophyta, Magnoliopsida, Fagales, Fagaceae. The transcript has a single exon. Gene Ontology annotation, molecular function: catalytic activity. Bases 1 to 987 code for a protein of 328 amino acids.
AUGAGUUGCCUUGCUUGGAACUGCCGUGGGCUUGGGAACCCACUGGCAGAGGAUGAGCUUGAAACCAUCAUUCGAGCACAAGAUCCCCUAAUUGUUUUCUUGUCGGAAACCUGGUCUAGAAGAAAACGGUUAGAAAAGUUACGGUGUAAGAUCAAAUAUGCAAGCUUGUUCACUGUUCCUAGUCCGGGUAGGGGCGGUGGUUUGGCUCUUUUAUGGAAAUCGAAUAUUUCGGUAUGGGUAGACAGCUUCUCUAAGUACCAUAUAGACGCAGUGGUGAAUGGAACAAGUCCGGAACCUUGGCGUUUCACCGGAUUCUAUGGUGAACCCAACACUCAUUAUAGGGAGGAAGCAUGGAGUAUGUUAAGGAUGUUACGAUCAAAACCGCACUUACCGUGGUGCUGUAUGGGAGACUUUAACGAAAUUCUACAGUCGGAGGAGAAGAGAGGUGGUAGAAUCAGGCCGCAUGCACUGAUGCAAUCUUUCCGUGAUGUGUUGGAUGUUUGCGGCUUUGUGGAUCUUGGCUUCACAGGACCAGAAUUUACGUGGCACAGUAGGAGACACGGUCACCUGAUUUGGGAACGUUUAGAUAGGGGGGUGGCCAACUAUGACUGGCUAGCCAAAUUCCCAGCAGCUCAAGUCCGCCAUCUUCAUUGUUUUUUCUCUGAUCAUCGUCCCAUUAAACUGGUUUUUGAUCCUAACAGUGAGUCACAAAGGUGGUUUCGGCGUCCCUUUCGUUUUGAAGAAAUGUGGCUAGCAGAUAAGGGCUGUAGUGAUACGGUUCUAAGAGCUUGGGAGAUUUCACAAGAAGGCAACCCCAUGUUUAAAGUGUCCAAAGAACUCAAGAGGUGUAAAAAGAUGCUUAGGUCUUGGAGUAAAGAUCAUUUUGGUAACGUCAAGAAACAGAUUGCUAAUAAAAAGGAGAGGCUGUGGAAAGCUGAAGAGGAAGCAGCCAAGGGUGGGAGUUAUGGGAUGGUUGUUCAGUUGUGA